Molecule: messenger RNA, 1416 nt
Organism: Lates calcarifer (barramundi perch)
Lineage: Eukaryota; Metazoa; Chordata; Actinopteri; Centropomidae
Gene: parla
Product: presenilin associated, rhomboid-like a
Exons: 10
Coding region: 88-1275 (395 amino acids)
Cellular component (GO): membrane
Molecular function (GO): serine-type endopeptidase activity
Source: RefSeq, a predicted model, not a curated record
GUAUUGAGUGUGGAGCUUUUAGAUGAGUCAUUGAACGCAGCAUUAGGUUCAGAGUGGGACGGGCUUAAGCGGGAGGUCAUCACAAACAUGGCGUGGAGAGGAUGUGUAUUGAAAUGGGCCAAAACAGAGUUAAUCAGAUCUCAUAACACUACCUCACGAAACUCCAGAGUCAGUCCCUUCAACCAACAGAGGUGUGGUUUCCGUCGGGAAGCCAGAAGGCCAGACACAAAGAAAGGCAAUGUUAGUCAAGAAACUAAACCUUCACCCACUGAGGCUAGUGCACUGAGGCCACCACCUCCUCCCAAAGUCCCCAGGCCGACACUGUUCAAACCGCUGAUGUUCACAGUUGGGUUUACAGGCUGCUCGUUUGGUGCGGCAGCCAUUCUGCAGUACGAGACCCUGAAGUCAAGAGUUCAGACUGCAAAAGAUGAAGAAGAGGCUGAAAAAAUCUUACAGGGGUCCCAGGACAUGGCCCACUGGCAUGACUGGUGGAACCAGCUGUCGGGCUUCCAGCGACAGCUCAUCAUUCUGAUGUCCAUGGCGGAUGACUUCUGGAGCAGCCUCACAGAGGGACAGAGGACUGUUACAGGUAUUAUUGCAGUAAAUGCCGUGGUCCUGUGUUUGUGGCGGAUCCCUUCAAUGCAAAGAAGCAUGAUGAAGUACUUCACGUCCAGCCCAGCCUCCAAAACACGCUGCCUUCCCAUGAUCCUGUCCUCCUUCAGCCACUACUCCUUUAUCCACAUGGCGGCCAACAUGUAUGUCCUGUGGACAUUCUCCUCAGGAAUUGUCUCUCUCUUAGGGAAAGAGCAGUUUCUUGCAGUCUACCUGUCUGCUGGUGUUAUUUCCAGUAUGUUUAGCUACAUGUGUAAAACUGCCACUGGACGUCUCUCUCCAUCAUUAGGAGCAUCAGGUGCUGUCAUGGCGGUCUUGGCUGCUGUCUGUGCAAAGGUGCCAGAGGCCAAACUAGGCAUAAUUUUCGCCCCCAUGGUGACUUUCACAGCAGGACAUGCUCUGAAAGUGCUCGUUGCCAUUGAUGCAGCAGGGCUUCUGCUGGGGUGGCGGCUCCUCGACCACGCAGCUCACCUUGGCGGAGCCCUCUUUGGAGUGUGGUAUGUGGCGUACGGUCACAAGCUUAUAUGGAGGAAGCGGGAGCCCCUUGUGAAGAUGUGGCAUGACAUGCGUUCCCCAGGAGCCCAAGGAUCUGGGCCUGGAGGCCGGCCCGGGGUCGGUGGCGACAGUGGCAGCGGUGGUGGUGGAGGACCCAGACCAGAGUAAAACUCUGCAAGGUCUCUGGGGUCCACUUUGAAAAAAGACUGGAGUUGCCUCACAGUUACCUCAGAAUAUGCAAGGACACUAACUAUCCACUGAGAUGGACUAGGAUGUUGUUGUUUAUCAAUAAAUAUAGUUUUUCAUCCA